Molecule: messenger RNA, 2084 nt
Organism: Caenorhabditis elegans
Lineage: Eukaryota; Metazoa; Nematoda; Chromadorea; Rhabditida; Rhabditidae
Gene: acox-1.5
Product: putative acyl-coenzyme A oxidase acox-1.5
Biological process (GO): fatty acid beta-oxidation; fatty acid beta-oxidation using acyl-CoA oxidase; fatty acid metabolic process
Cellular component (GO): peroxisome
Molecular function (GO): FAD binding; oxidoreductase activity, acting on the CH-CH group of donors; flavin adenine dinucleotide binding
Source: RefSeq, marked reviewed
AAAAAAGAGAUGCCGCUGAAUAAGUUGAUUCAAGAUGGAGACAAUCAAGAUUUGACUGAUGAAAGAUUUAAAGCAACAUUCGAUACUGAUGCUCUUGCCGCCGUGUUCCAUGGAGGAGAAGAUGCACUGAAAAGAAUUCGAGAAUUGAGAGAUGAAGUAACCAAGCGGUGGCAUUUAUUUGAUGCUCUUCCAGGUGCUCAUAGGACAAGAGCCGAGAGAAUGGAGGAUGUCAGCAGGAAGCUGAAAAACCUCAUGGAAUCUGUGGGCGAGUUUGCUGAUUUCACCAAUAAUCUCGAUAUGUUGGUUAUCAUUCGAGAUGUAAUGGGCAUUGAAGGAUUUCCAUUGGCUCUUCAUAACUUGAUGUUUGUGCCAACUAUUCAAAAUCAAGCCGACGAUGAGCAAACUGAGUGGUGGCUGAUGGAUGCACUUCAGGGCAAGAUCAUUGGAACUUAUGCCCAAACGGAACUCGGACACGGAACCAAUCUCGGAGCCAUCGAAACUACAGCCACUUACGAUAAGCUAACGGAAGAAUUUAUCAUUCAUACGCCAACUACAACGGCCACAAAAUGGUGGCCUGGAGGUCUUGGAACCAGUUGUACACAUGUCGUCCUUGUUGCAAACUUGAUUAUUGACACCAAAAACUAUGGGCUUCAUCCAUUCUUCGUCCCAAUUCGUGACCGUAAUUCCUAUUCUGUAAUGUCUGGAGUACGUGUUGGAGAUAUUGGAACUAAAAUGGGAGUGAACUGUGUCGAUAACGGAUUUUUGGCCUUUGACAACUACCGUAUUCCAAGACGCAAUAUGCUUAUGAAGCACAGUAAAGUAUCAAAAGAAGGGCUCUACACGGCUCCAUCUCAUCCAAAAGUCGGAUAUACUACAAUGUUAUAUAUGAGAUCUGAAAUGAUUUAUCAUCAAGCAUAUUAUCUUGCAAUGGCAAUGGCUAUUUCAAUUCGAUAUUCAGCUGUUCGUAGACAAGGAGAGAUUAAGCCAGGAACACAAGAAGUUCAAAUUCUCGAUUAUCAAACUCAACAGUAUCGUAUUUUCCCGGGACUUGCUCGUUGUUUUGCUUUUAACACGGCAGCUGCAACUGUUCGUCAAAUGACUGAAAACUGUAUUAAACAACUUUCACAUGGAAACUCUGAUGUUCUUGCUGAUUUGCAUGCUCUUUCCUGUGGACUCAAGGCAGUUGUAACUCAUCAAGCAUCUCAAUCAAUUGAUCAAGCAAGACAAGCAUGUGGUGGACAUGGAUAUUCGGAUGCCAGUUAUUUACCGACUUUGUAUACUUGCUCGGUUGGUGCAUGCACAUAUGAAGGAGAAAACAUGGUAAUGCUACUGCAGCUGUCCAAGUACCUAAUGAAAGCGGCGGCAAAAGCCGAAAAGGGAGAAGAAAUGGCACCAUUGGUUGCAUAUCUUGUAAAACCGGACAUUACCGAGACUAAUGAUAAGUUCGCAAAGAUGCUCAGCCACUUCGAGCACAUUGCACGUCAUCGUGUAAUGCAUGCUUAUCGUCAAAUGAUUGAAGAAGAGAAACAGGGAAUCGAGAGAGAUUAUGCUUUUGCAAAUCAUUCAGUUGACUGGACUAAGGCUGCUCGUGCUCAUACAAAGUUGUUUAUCGCCCGUGGUUUCGUGAAAAGUGUGCAGGAAGUUAGUGAUGAAGCAGUUCAUGAUGUACUUACAACACUUGCUGAACUCUAUCUCUCUUAUGAACUUAUUGAAAUGUCGGCUGAUUUGACAGCUAAUGGAUAUCUUUCCGAAUCGGAUGUCCAACAAAUUCGACAUCAAAUCUACGAUUCAAUGAGAAAAACUCGCCGCAAUGCUGUUUCAAUUGUCGACUCAUUUGAUAUUUGUGAUCGAGAGCUUCGUUCAGUACUCGGUCGCCGUGAUGGACAUGUAUAUGAGAAUCUGUACAAAUGGGCUCAAAUGAGCCCACUCAAUGAGAGAAAUCUUCCUCAUGUUGAAAAGUAUUUGAAGCCAAUGACAAGCAAACUUUAAUUUUGUUUUGAUUUGUAUUUCUACUUCAUUUUUGACUGUUUUAUAAUAAUUUUGUUCACUUUCGAUUCGUGCGGUGUAAUAAAACUUUAAACUAU